UUUUCUUAACCGUCAAAAACAGCAUGCCAACAUGGACAAAAAAACGUGUCGAUGCGGGCCUCUACAUAUAUGAGCAAAAAUAGAAUUUCUUUCUUUCUGGAUCGUUUUUUCCAUGAUGAUUUCUUUACCCGAUUUUUCUUUUCCAUUAAGUGAUGGUCAAUAUAUGAAAUGUUUUAGUACGAAAACACUUUCACGACGAGUGAUGAAUUUGUCUAUGUAUAGUCAGAAUCGUAUACAUUCAAUUCUGUUUUAUUUUUUUAAACAAGAAGAAAAGUUUAGUUCGUCGAAAUUAUCGUCAACUCUAUAUCAUUUUCAGUAAUCAUUUUGGCCGUGAGGUCUUUUCUUUUCUUCUUCCAGUAUUUAAGUACAAGUAAUCACAUAUAUAAGCCUCAUAAGUUGUUUCUGUAUCUCUCUUACAACUCAAAAACUGGAAACACGCAAAAUGUGUAUAAUAGAAGUAAGCGUAUCUUCAGUCAUUUGAAACGAGAUUAAGACCAUGGGCUGUAUCAGUUACAUUCACUGCACAUCUCUACUCCAUAUUUUUGACUAAUAGUAAGCUUUUUCACAUCCUCAGGCGCAACAACAACCGUCAUUCAGCUAUUUGAGUGGUAUAACCACAUUACUAGUUGGCAAUCGCCUAAACGAUCUUGCAUGUGCUCUUGAACGCGCUUUUGGUGUGUAUGGGCGUGUCGUGGCUGUAGAAUUAGAUCCAAAGGAAAAUAAUGUACAGUUCAUUAUUCGAUAUUUCCAAGCCGAUGCGGCCGAAAACGCGU
This is a messenger RNA of Didymodactylos carnosus, 773 nucleotides long. The record is from the annotation of a GenBank genome assembly. NCBI's taxonomy places the organism in Eukaryota, Metazoa, Rotifera, Eurotatoria, Philodinida, Philodinidae.